Puccinia triticina is the source of this 3630-nucleotide messenger RNA. RefSeq lists its product as uncharacterized. The record is from RefSeq and is a predicted model, not a curated record. Gene Ontology annotation, molecular function: beta-tubulin binding; GTPase activator activity. Bases 1 to 3630 code for a protein of 1209 amino acids. The transcript has 20 exons. Gene Ontology annotation, biological process: microtubule cytoskeleton organization; tubulin complex assembly; post-chaperonin tubulin folding pathway. NCBI's taxonomy places the organism in Eukaryota, Fungi, Basidiomycota, Pucciniomycetes, Pucciniales, Pucciniaceae.
AUGGCGGAUGAGGAGAGCCUGCUGAAGUUUUUCGCCGAGGAACGGCAGUUUUUUGAUGUCCUGGAGCACUAUCUCGAUCAGGUUGAUGGUCGACCUUGCUCCGAUCUGGAGGAGCCACUGCCUGAGAUCUUUUCUAAUAACUUUUUCGGUUAUUUGACUCUAGUCUUAGAUCGUUAUCAGGAGCAGCCGUACCUUUUAGAUCCACAUCUCGAGCGCUUGGUACAGCUUAUCAUUCUACGUCUGAGGCAGUGGCUGGAAUAUCUGCAGCAGCAUUCAGCUGAAUUCGAAGAACCUCCGACCGAUUCAAUCGAGAGUCUAAGCAUCGAACAACUAUCACAGAAGUUGCAAAAGCUUUCCCAUUUGCUUUAUUUCGUUGUAAAGGUUAGAGGUUACAAAACAAUCGUUCGCUUCUUCCCGCAUCAAGUGCAGGACCUAUCUGUUGUAAUAUCCACUUUUGGUCUGAUUCUCCCCAAGUCAGAUAGCGGACCUAGUAGAAUAGUGGAGGCAUUUUCGAACGCUGGUUUAUGGCACUUCCGAUACAUCCUGCUGCUGUGGCUCUCCCUCAUUUGCAUGAUUCCUUUCGAUCUUUCACGAUUCGACAAACUUUCAGUCCUACAACUUCAAACUGUCUCAACCUAUCAAUACGUCGAGAAAAUUGGUUGGUCUUACCUAGGUCUUCCGGGGAAAGAGAGAGAGGCAGCUGCCUUGGUAUUGGCCAGAUUAAUGUUGAGGGAAGAUGUGUUCCGCUUACACCUACUUGGAUUCGUGGAGAGAUGUCUCGAGAAUCUCCGGGCAGCUGGAGAACACGAUCUUUUUCUGGCUACUGGUAUAUCUCAAGUCCUAUGUAUCCUUGUAGAGUUGGCUAGGCCUCCACAGCUGUUGGGUGUAUUGCCCCUCCUUCACCAAGCGCUCCUCGAAACAAACAGAUUACCGUACAUUUCAGCCAGUAUCAGCCUACGUAAACUCAGGGCCAAGCUGGCCGGAAGAGUCGCUUUGGCCACACCCAUUGUAUCGAAGGGCUCGUCCAUCGACGAAUAUGAGCAGGUGCCGGAGUCUAUUGAGACAAUUGUUCAAGAUUUAUUGGACUGCCUUCAGGAUAAAGAUACCGUCGUGCGUUGGUCGGGAGCAAAGUAUCUAGCUAGGAUUGGGAAACGUCUUCCAGAGGACUUUUCGGUUCAGAUAUGCGACGCUAUUCUAGAAAUGUUCUGCUUGAAAACCAUGGAAGAACAAAAGGGUGGGAUUGAUCUGCUGUCGGUGAAUGACUACAUCUGGCAAGGUGCUUGUUUGGCUUGCGCAGAAUUUCUUCGUCAAAAGUGCUUCCCGGUCUCGCGGCUUGGAAGUUUGAUUGAAUGGGUUGUUCGAGCGUUGCAUUUCGAGCAACGCAAGGGAGUCCAGAGUAUAGGCUCAGGCGUUCGAGAUGCUGCAGCGUUUGUCUUAUGGUCUUUUGGCAGGGCAUUUUCCCCAAUCGAGGUCCAGCCUUUCGCCAAUCAAAUAGCCAUACAGCUUGUCCUACAAUCGCUUUUUGAUCGGGAAGUGCACGUUCGUCGAGCCGGUAGCGCAGCUUUUCAAGAAAACGUCGGAAGGCUUGGAAUCUUUCCUCAUGGGAUCGAAGUUCUCCAACGGGCGGAUUUUUUUACGGUCGGACUCAGAAGGUCAUCCUUCUUGAAAGCAGCUCCUGAUGUUGCAAGAUUCGAAGAAUACCGUCAGGCCAUCUUGAAUCAUUUGCUCGAUGUAUGUGUUUGCCAUUGGGAUGAUGGCGUGCGCGAGCUGGCCUCUCAAUCAAUCUGCCAGAUAGCUCGAACGGCCUUCGAUCAAAUCCCACCUUCUGUAGUGGACAGACUUGAAUCAGGUCUACAAUCCAAGGAUAUCAACCAAGUACAUGGAUCUGUACUCACCUUGGCCGAAAUAGCCAAAGUUGUUCAGCCUGACACAACGGACAACGCUACUGCACAAUUGCUUGAUAAGAUCUUUCAGUCGAUGAUUGGCGUUUUGGAUUCCAGCUUGAAACCCCGCCAAUUAGAAGUGCUCUUGGCAGCAAUCUGCCAAGCUCUUGCCAACACUUUACCCGAUUGCCCUCGACUUUGUGAAAGAUUUGUCGAAAGUCCUGCUUGGAUUCAGCUGGUAGAUAUGGGGCUGAAGCGUUCUGACGAUCAUUUGCAUUGCUCGCUUCAAAGCCUGUUAUACCAACUCUCCCUUCGCGGUGUCGGGGCAAAACAAGUACAAUUAUUUUCAAAGUCUUUGACGAGCGGUUUAGUAGUGGCUAGGCAAGCUUCCGCUAGAUGUUUAGGCGGAUUUGUGUUUUCUUCGGGGCCACUUCAAGCUUCUUUCAAUCCUACCUUUGACUUGUUGGUCGCUUGUACAGAGGAGAAGUCUUCAGGCUUGCCGCAACCAAUCGAGGUAGUUAGGAACUGUAUCGAAUCUCUUAUUUCAAUUAUGAAGAAUUUUGGAGAUAAAUUUCAAACGUUUUGCACUCAAGAGCAAUUCUCAAAGCUUUUAGCGGUAUUUUUAAAUGGAUUGUCUAACUAUACCAAUGAUCAAAGGGGGGAUGUGGGAUCUUGGGUCCGAACAUCAAGCCUUAAAAGUCUUGAACAAAUCAUCGGUUUAUACACCAACUCACCGGAAUCAAUUGAAGCGCGCGAAAACGAUUUCAAUAACCAUCUCGAGGGCAAACUUCCGCUGCAGCUUGAUCAGCGCUUCUUGAUCAGUCACAUCUUCAGUGGAAUCUUACGACAAUCUUUGGAUUCGAUCGAUUCGGUUAGGCAACUCGCCUGGCAAACUAUGUCUAAAAUUUUAGCCCAUCUUUCGAGUUCGAAUCUUCUGCAGAUUCGCGAUGGUAUUUGGGUCUCUCUGAGAUCUGCGUUUGAACAGGAAAACUCCGAACAUUGGAGAGAACUGAAAUGGACUUUUCCGCAUUCAUUAGAGCUUUUGACUAAAUUGGUCCCAAGAGAUUUAAACCUUUCAUCCUCAGAAUCGCCAUCACUUCAUCUUACCGAACAUCCCAACUCACUCUCAGAAUCGCUUUUAGAAGGAAUCAUAAUUUUGAUUGGUGGUAAAUGUAACAGUGACUCUAAGAACGCAGCUACUUCAUUUGUAGAUCACAUUCGCAAUAUUGGAAAGUCAAAUCCAUCAACCGCGCAACACAUUAUCCAAAGGAUAUUGAAAUUGACCAGGGCCCGGCCGAGUGGAUCGAGAAAUUUUGGGUUAUGUUGUUGGGAGACGAUUUCCCUGUUGCUGGUGACUGAUGCUUUGCAGCCUCUUGAACAAUACGAGGACGGUCGCCAACUGCUCCGAUCUAUCCUCAACAUGGCCACUCGUAAUCUUCAUCAGCCCAAAGUUUCUAUUAAUCGAGUCUUGACGGGCUCUAAAAUUACCAUCCAUCUCAUGCUGUUCAAGACCGUUCGGAUUGAUGCUAUCAACCACUUGACAAGUUAUCUUUCGCACAGCUCACCAAGAGUACGAAUAUCGACAGCCGAGACUUUGUAUAAUGCACUACAAUUACAAGAUGAAGAGGUACCCGAAGCUGAACGGCUUAUAUCUGAAACUGAAUGGUCGGAAUGCGAUGUUGAACAGGCUUCUGAAAAAGUUAAAGAAAUCACUGCAAGUUUGCGGGAUGCUUGGAACGGUCUUUAG